Messenger RNA from Clonostachys rhizophaga, 843 nucleotides. Lineage: Eukaryota; Fungi; Ascomycota; Sordariomycetes; Hypocreales; Bionectriaceae. The record is from the annotation of a GenBank genome assembly.
AUGUCUAGAUCCUCAUCUGCAUUGUCCUCGUCCCGCCUAUCGCGUGUAGCCAGGAGAGUAGAAAGCCUGUUGAUUCGGCUCUUCCCUUCUUUAGGCUAUCACCAUCUUUUAAUGGGUUUAGUUGCGGUCGCCAUUAUCCUACAAUCUGUUCUUGUGGCUGGUUGCACGAGUGAAAGUCUCAACGGCAUCUUCAUCUUCUCUCUUACCUAUGCGAACGGAGAGACACAGCGGAAUUUAAACCCAUCGCAAGUUAACCCGAAUGCCUCGUAUAUUCUCUCUAGUCUUGCUGGAAAUGAAACUUCCUUGCAUAUUCGUGCUGGGUAUUUGGGGAUGUGUCUGACCAGCGGUGAUGGCUGGAUCUGCUCUAGGAGCUCUGAGCAACUGGCCACCGUCAUCAUACAAUCCAAAGCAGCAGACCCUCUGAAUUUAAUCUUUGUUGCGGAGAAGUUCAGGUCCGAGGUGGUAUUUGUUGGCCUUUGGUUUGUUUCCAUAGCCUUCUCAUUCAUAUCAUUUUGCAUUCUUUGGGGCCGUAAUGGUUUUAAACGAGAAGGUCUUUCAGAUGAUGGGAGCGAACGCGCAGUGGCAGCCAGGAGGAACAUUGUCCCUCCAGUCAUGGUCAUCGUCAUGUGUAUUUCAUCAAUGAUGGCUCUUCUCUCUGGAUUUUGGCAACACAUGGCCGGUGUCGCAGCUUCUACAAUUACCGAUGCCUUCACUUAUGGAGCAGCGAGUGGUGAUUUGGGGGUUGGCGCCAUGGUGCUCGGUUGGGUAUCUUUUUUUCUGCUAGCGGUUGCCUUGCUUGGUCUGACAGUGAUUGUGAUAGCUAUUCAUCUUCUAAACAUGUAG